CAGCAAACAGGAAUCAGUUGUUCGAUAAUAUUUAAAAAUGCUGGGUAUUAAAAUUUUAUUCUGCUUGAUUGCUAUACCUCUAUCUCAGGCAACGCAAUGCAGCAAAACUUGCCCCAAUAUAACUGUGAAGCCAGUCGAUUUUGAGAAAAUGUCUGGGCCAUGGUACGAAUACCAACGUAGUAGUAAUAAUUAUGAUGGUUCAGAUAAAUGUCCUAAAUUAGUAUGGAGUAAACCUGUAAAAUGUAUUUCAAAACUUGUCUACAAGAGUGUUUCAAAUUUAACCAACGUAACUUCAACAAUGAUUUCCCAAGUCGUCUCAAAUAAACAAGGAACAGGUUUCACUUACCACUUGCCGAUUUACGGAAAUUUAUUUAAAGAACAUUUGAUUAUUGCAACAGAUUAUAAAAGUUAUGCGGUAGUAUAUACCUGCGAAAAGCGUGGAUCGAAUAUUGUUGAAUUAGGAUGGGUAUUUACACGGAAAAUGUCACCACCGUGUGAUAUUGAAGAUAUAGUUCAAGAAGCAUUCGAUAACUACAAUCUCAAAGUACCGGAAAUGGUUACAAAUGAUCUGGAAUCAUGUUCUUGUGUUUUUUGCUCCUACAAAUUUCCUGAAAUGUUGUAAAACCAUGUGUGUUACAAGCGUAUAGAUUGCUUAUGGCGCUUCAAUAUUAUUUGGCAAGUGUGUUAAUAUCAACUAAGCACAAUCUUAGAGUGUACAUUCUGCAAAAAACAUAUUUGAACUUUCUUUCAACUUGUGUAAUUUUUGAAAUGCAUAAACAAUACUUAUUAUUUGAAUGAUUAUCUUAGUGUUUUAGCAGAUUAACAUAAAUUGUAUGGCCUAAAAAAUAAUAAAAAUAUGUGAUUUAAAAA
Molecule: messenger RNA, 870 nt
Organism: Microplitis demolitor
Lineage: Eukaryota; Metazoa; Arthropoda; Insecta; Hymenoptera; Braconidae
Product: apolipoprotein D
Exons: 4
Coding region: 38-622 (194 amino acids)
Source: RefSeq, a predicted model, not a curated record